Linum trigynum is the source of this 378-nucleotide messenger RNA. NCBI's taxonomy places the organism in Eukaryota, Viridiplantae, Streptophyta, Magnoliopsida, Malpighiales, Linaceae. The record is from the annotation of a GenBank genome assembly.
AUGGCGCGCUCGAACAUGAGGCUGCGGGCCGACUGCUUGACGGGCCGGUCCGCGAAGCCGACCGAGGUGAGGAUCUCGCGGGCCGUGGCUGGGUCGGAGGAGACGACGAGCCGGGUGGAGCCGCCGAGGCUGAGGGCCAUGAGCUGUUUGUUGUUGGGCCUGCCGGAUUGGGCCCAAGCCAUGGAGGCCAGGGUGCGAUGGGCCAGGCCGCGGCUGAGGGCGAAGAGGCUGCCGAAUAUUGGGAGUCCUCGUGGGCCUGAGAUUUGGGCCGGGCCGCGGGAGGUGCGGCCGUGGCGCCAUGCGGAGCCUCCCGGGGUGAGGAGCCAGGUGACGGCGGCGAGGGAGAGGAAGGCGGCGAGGAGGGAGAAGAGGAGGUAG